This is a messenger RNA of Soboliphyme baturini, 602 nucleotides long. The record is from the annotation of a GenBank genome assembly. Lineage: Eukaryota; Metazoa; Nematoda; Enoplea; Dioctophymatida; Soboliphymatidae.
AUGCACAAGUCUCAUAUCGAGCCAUCAGCUGCCACGGUCCAUGCAUCGGUCGCGCGUCCCGAUCGAUCUGAGGUUCCAACUCGCGCCAGAACCCUCGAUCAAACCAGAAACACGUUCACAUGUUACAGAUGUGAUUUGCCGACUUCCCUUACUUACAUUAUUCAAUCGACAAGAGGCAAUGCACCUUGGAGACCUGCUGUGGAUAUGAGUACGACCGAGCAUGAGAAUUUUUGCCUUCCUCAAAUUUUUAUGAACCGACGACAGCGUUCCGUACGCCUCGGCAGACGUGACGCUUUGCGGGAACAACGACCCUAUCUCCGAAUGAACCAAAAGAAAACUCUUCCCGGAACUAUCGCCGGCCAUUCAUUGAGUGCGCUUGCGUCACCGCACUUUGUCUCGCCGCUAACGACUGGCGAUUCUCCAUGUCUCGGUUCCGGAAUAUUAACCGGAUUCCCUUUCGAUCAGUGGUGGCAUAUUCAUAUAGUCAACGCUUCGCACCCACGUUCCGUGCUAGUACCCUUAUUGCACUCUCCGUCGUCUUCUACUCAGGCCAUUCACCACUCACUCGCAUGUCAAAUUCCGUUUGAUAAUUUCCAUUAAGU